CAGGGGAGUGGGAGCGCCGUCUCGUGGUGAUUAGUCAGGGCACUUCCAGAGCUGGAUUUAUGGCACGCAGCUGUUGAGUGGCUGACAGACGUGUGAGGAGCUCAAGCACUGCUGCUUCUCAAGCUGCUCGUACCAGCUCGAGCUCUGCUUACUGUUGCGUAGGGAAAGAGGACUGCUGUGCCUCAACACUCAACGCCACCAGAUGGUGCGGGAGCAGUAUGUCACCACCACCCAGGGCAGCAGCUCACCCCGGUCGGUGCCUGACCACGUCUACAAGAUCGGCAUCUAUGGCUGGAGGAAGCGAUGUCUCUACCUGUUUGUCCUGCUGCUCAUCAUCAUCCUGGUGGUCAACUUCGCCCUCACCAUCUGGAUCCUCAGGGUGAUGUGGUUCAACACGGAAGGGAUGGGACACCUACAAGUCCACUCAGAUGGGGUCAAGCUGGAGGAAGGCGAAUCUGAGUUUCUGUUCCCUGUUUACGCUCAGGAGAUCCACUCCAGAGAAGACUCUCCACUUCUAGCACACUCAUCAGAAAACGUUUCCCUCAAUGCCCGUGAUGAAAAUGGUGAUGUUACAGGGAGGAUAUCUGUGGGUCCAAAAGAAGCUCAGGGACACACUCAGAAUCUGCUCAUUAACUCCCACAAUGGCAACAUGCUGUUCAGUGCAGAUGGUGACCAGGCUGUGAUUGGACCAGACAAACUACGAGUCACAGGUCCUGAAGGAGCUCUGUUCCAGCAUUCAGUAGAGGUGCCCCAGCUGAGAUCUGAGCUGUUGAAAGACCUGAGGUUGGAGUCCCCUACUCGCUCUCUCAGUAUGGACGCACCAAAAGGAGUUCAUAUCAAAGCCCUGGCUGGCAACAUUGAAGCUUCUUCCAACAUGGAUGUUAUUCUACAGUCUACUGUAGGACUGCUGGUGCUGGAUGCUGAGACGGUGCGCAUGCCGAGCCUGCCCCAGAGCAAAGAAGGGGUUUCUGGAAAUGCUCAGGGUCUCUAUGAGGUCUGUGUUUGUCCCAGCGGGAAGCUCUUCCUAUCCAAGGCUGGAAGAACUUCCACUUGCAGCGAUAAUCAGGAGUGCUAGAUUGACUCUGACAAGGUCAUUGAUUUUCCAUCUCUCAGAGGAUGCAUCUUUUGGGAGGCAACAAGCACAAUUGUUUAUAUGCCGCCUGAGUUUUUUCUUCUUUUUUGGAAUCUUUAUACCACAGUGGUUCUAUGAUGAUCCCACUGGCACAUCGAGGCCUGUUAAAAUACAAAUGCCUGCUGGCAUACAUGUUGGAGAUGUCAUGAAAUGUAUCCUUUUAGUUGCAUUUAUGAACUUCUAACUACUCAACUGAAACAAACUGGCUCUCAGUACUAAAUUAGUCAGCAUCAGAGGUUUAUGAAGAUUUUUUCACACACAGUAUCAUGGCUGGGCAAUGAGGAGCUGGUAACAGCUUACAUCCUAUGCAAUAUUAUCUUAUGGUGCAAUAAAUAAAAUUGACACAUAUCAAGGGCUUGGAAAAUUAAAAAAUAAAUCUCUAAAAUGGCAACAGAAUGUUAUUGAAAGUAUUUAUUUUGGUUUAUGCAAAAGCCCCUCUGGCUCCAAGCCCUUGGUAUGCUGUGUUUUUGUUUUAGUGUUGAGCAUGUUUUUAUUAAAACUGAGAAAUGUUAGUAUAUUAUGUCAUUGUCAUCAUCAAUUCACAGAUGAAUUGGAUCUCUUUUUCUAUUUUUUUAUCCACUCAAAUUUAGAUAUAACAUCAGACAACUAACAUGAGUCAUGUUUUUCUUCAAAUGUUUUCCAGGGUUGACAUUAAAAUACCAAGUCCUUGUGGCACCGCAAAGUGUUACUAGCGUGGCAUCUCGUGUAAUUAUGUGUUUUUUUCCAGUUAUAAUGUUAUAUGUAUGUUUGGCCUGUGUUAUUUUGAAGUCCGUCUUAAGCAUGUAAUUACAAAAAAACAAGGCAGGCAGUUUUUCUUGGUAGUAAGCUGCACUUUUUUUUUUUUUUCUUUUUUUCCCCCAACAACCUCAUUUACGAUCAAAGGCCCAACAGAAAAUUGCCUUUCACUGCAGAAACAUGACAGCAAAACCAGAACUGGUGUAAUAAAGAGAGUUGUGGGUAGCUGAGUGGAAAAAUUAAUUGGGAUUAUUAUUGCAAUUUCGCUUUUGCCUUUUUUGGGGCAAAUAUGCCUUGAUUUCAUUUUCUUGUAACACAAUACGCAUGACAGCACUUAACAGUUCAAAGUUUGUCAGAAAAAAUACCAUUCUGUAAAGUUACACUGAGUUUACUACCUGUUCAUCACUGUUUUGAGAGCAUUUUUACCAUAAUUAACACGUUACGACUUUGUGUUAUCAUUGUUAGUGUUGAAGUUGUUGAUUUGCAGUUCUGACUUUUGUUUUAGCAUAUUUUGAUAGUGUGAUAGGUGUAUUUAUUCAUUUUGUAUGUUGAAUAAAAUUUGUGCUAUUCUUC
Molecule: messenger RNA, 2440 nt
Organism: Stegastes partitus (bicolor damselfish)
Lineage: Eukaryota; Metazoa; Chordata; Actinopteri; Pomacentridae
Gene: sgcg
Product: sarcoglycan, gamma
Exons: 8
Coding region: 203-1075 (290 amino acids)
Biological process (GO): heart contraction; cardiac muscle tissue development
Cellular component (GO): sarcoglycan complex; sarcolemma
Source: RefSeq, a predicted model, not a curated record